UGCACAAACUACAUAAGAGUUACAUGCAGAAUGCAUGCUACAAAAUGUGAAUGCUGUUCGUAUCAUAUGAGUGUACAAGGCAACCAUGUGAACUAUCGGGGGAAUACUGCGUGAGGAAAUAAGUAUGUUUCUCAUUAAUACAUAUCUCUAUAUAGCGAACUUAUUAAAGAUAUAAAAAUAAGAUCUCAAAUAGUUUAGCAUGACCUACAUUUCUAUCGAAGCCACGCAAGUUUCACGGUCGAUAAGACUCAUUGACUCAUCGCGAGUCAAGAUUAAACUUUAAUAUAUCAGCGUGGUUACAAACCGAAAGUUGUUUAAAGUAAAGUAGUUUUUAAAGUUAAGAUGGAUGAAAAAGCGCGAAUUUUGCACACCAAUUUGAAAACAUAUAUAAAGGAUGAAAUAGAAACAGGAAGUGACCAAUACCACGCGUUUGUGGAGAGUAUGAAAGGAUAUGGCGUCCCCAAAGGAAGAUUAGCAAACGCCAAAUCAUUGUAUGACAAAUUUGUGUUGUUGGAAAACGUCGGUAAACUUGGUGUAGGGAAUUAUGACAGCCUUCGCCAGAUGGUUAAAAGUAGCGGACUUGACGAACUUCUACCGAAAAUAAACGAGACGGACAAUGAAAUCAAGAAGCUGCGGGCUGUUUCAGGUGAAAGUACGGGCCACAUUGCCCGGAAACGGCAGCAUGACCAUUCAACAGGAGACGCAAGACUCCCAGAGGCGAAGCAGUCCCGUGUUGAAGCAGAAAUUACUGACCAAGAAUUAUCUCUCAUAUCCAACUAUGUGGGAAUAGAAUGGCAGAGGCUCCUAAUUGAUUUGAAGAUAACACAGACCAAAAUUGAUCACAUCCGGGAUGAUCAUCCAUAUCAUGUGCAAGACCAGAUUCGCCAUGGAUUGAUGAUGUGGCGUGAUCAAGACAUGAACAAAGGGAGACCUCGAGACAGUCUUAUACGGGAGCUAAUCGAUGCGGCAAAAAAAGUACACAAUGCAGAUCUGGAAGAGAUAUUACAUAACAUAUUAGGUAGAACAAGGGAGGAUCCAAAAUGAACAUUUUUUUCCUCAGGCAGUAACAGUGUUUAGUGUCAUAUACAAUAUCAUUGUAAUACCUACAUACCAGAUGUUAUUUUGGAAAUGUCAUAUUUUUAGCUCAUCUGAGCACAAAGUGCUCAACGUGAGCUCUAUGUCCAGCGUCUGUACAGACGUCCGGGAUUUGCGUCAACAAUUGUUUAUAAACAUCAUUUUCUUUAACACGCUUGGACAAUUUUCCUUUAACUUUAUAGGAAUGAUCCUUUGUUGGUGCUCUUUCAAAAUUGUUCAAAAAUAAUAGAUCCAUGCAGAUCUCUGGUUGCCAUGGAAAAGGAAACACCACAAAACUUUUUUUGACAAAAACAUGAGGCCUAGAGCUUAGACAUUAGGUGUGUAACUUUGACUAGUGGAUGCCUAUAAAUUUUGUUCAAAUUAUGCCCCUGUGGUCAAAAUUAGCCACACCCCGUGGGUUACAAGUUCACUAUAAAUACAUUUUGUUUAAAUCUGAUAUUUAUGUAAAGUUUACUCUUGAAGCAAGGACAGCAAGUCUUGCAAUAUAUUCUCCCUUUCUGUUGGAGAUUAAAUGCUAUUUUUAGAAACAAG
Molecule: messenger RNA, 1626 nt
Organism: Mya arenaria
Lineage: Eukaryota; Metazoa; Mollusca; Bivalvia; Myida; Myidae
Exons: 5
Coding region: 343-1044 (233 amino acids)
Biological process (GO): signal transduction
Molecular function (GO): protein binding
Source: RefSeq, a predicted model, not a curated record